AUGGAAAGUGGGUCAUUAAGGUUAGGGUUAAUGGCAGUGGUUGCAGUUUCAGGAAGUGUAGUCUUCAUUGCAAAUGAACUUCAUAAACGUCUCCUCUCUGAUUUCAUGAAGAAGUUUGAAUUUGAAUUUGCUGGAAAUGGGAAAGCGAAAAAAAAGGUUCGUUUUGCUGAUAAUGUAAGGGAACCAUCAUCAAAUAACAAGGAAUAUAGGAAGAGAAAUCACAGUAUCGCCAUUGUUAAGCAAGCUAAAGGUCGUGGUGAAGUAUAUUAUGGUCAACGACGACGACGACAGCUUCUUAAAUUACCAAAUAAUGAUUAUUCAAUGCCUCUCAAUAGGCAAAUUUUAUAUAAAGGGAUUCUUCAAUGUAAAAAAUAAUUCUAUUAUACAUUCAAUUUUUUGUAUAUAUUAUAUGAUGUACAUAUAUAUUUAAAAUAGUUAUUUACCACUCCAAGUGUGGCUUGGAUUCGAAUCACGUUAACCGUGUUUGUUAUUCGAAUUUUUCCCUUUUUCACAAAAAAAAAGGGAUUUAUGUAUAAUAUUAUUUUGUAAAUAAACAAAUAUUCUUUUUCUA
This is a messenger RNA of Gossypium raimondii (Peruvian cotton), 571 nucleotides long. RefSeq lists its product as uncharacterized. Bases 1 to 375 code for a protein of 124 amino acids. Lineage: Eukaryota; Viridiplantae; Streptophyta; Magnoliopsida; Malvales; Malvaceae. The record is from RefSeq and is a predicted model, not a curated record. The transcript is spliced from 2 exons.